Zymoseptoria tritici IPO323 is the source of this 594-nucleotide messenger RNA. RefSeq lists its product as uncharacterized. Bases 1 to 594 code for a protein of 197 amino acids. Lineage: Eukaryota; Fungi; Ascomycota; Dothideomycetes; Mycosphaerellales; Mycosphaerellaceae. Gene Ontology annotation, cellular component: cytoplasm; nucleus. The transcript is spliced from 2 exons. Gene Ontology annotation, molecular function: endopolyphosphatase activity; diphosphoinositol-polyphosphate diphosphatase activity; bis(5'-adenosyl)-pentaphosphatase activity. The record is from RefSeq and is a predicted model, not a curated record. Gene Ontology annotation, biological process: diadenosine hexaphosphate catabolic process; adenosine 5'-(hexahydrogen pentaphosphate) catabolic process; diadenosine pentaphosphate catabolic process.
AUGGCACAACAACAGAACGGCCAGAGCUUGCACACCCAAGCCUCUAAUGGAUCUUCCUCCUCCUCCUCCAACGGCGGCCGCUCAAUGGAAGCCCGCGUCGGCCGUGAUAAGCAACGAUACGCCCCCACCGGCGAACGCCUAGUAGCAGGCGUCGUCCCCCUCUCCCCCACAAAAACCCACGUCCUCCUGAUCCAAUCCUCCUCCAAGUCCUCCUCCUCCUCCUCUCCUCUAAAAAAACGACACUGGGUCCUCCCCAAAGGCGGCUGGGAAUCCGACGAACCCACCCCCUCCCACGCCGCUCUACGUGAAGCCUGGGAAGAAGCCGGGAUCGAAUGCAGUAUAACACGAGACCUCGGCACGAUCGAAGAAACCCGUUCAUCCACGGAGUUGCGGAAAGAUAAAAAGGCGGGAGGGGAGGCUCCGAGGGCGAGGUACUUUUUCUUUGAGGUGGGGGUGAGGGUGGAGAGGGAAGAGUGGCCGGAGGGGUGGAAGAGGGAGAGGAGGUGGAUGAGGUAUCGAGAGGCGUUGGCGGCGUUGGGGGGGAGGGAGGAGUUGGUGGAGGCGUUGGAGAGGAGUGGGAUUUUGAAGAAGUGA